Messenger RNA from Phragmites australis (common reed), 1059 nucleotides. RefSeq lists its product as uncharacterized. NCBI's taxonomy places the organism in Eukaryota, Viridiplantae, Streptophyta, Magnoliopsida, Poales, Poaceae. Gene Ontology annotation, molecular function: protein dimerization activity; DNA binding. The record is from RefSeq and is a predicted model, not a curated record. Bases 83 to 1021 code for a protein of 312 amino acids. The transcript is spliced from 3 exons.
AAAUCUGAGCAAUUCCAAAAUCGUCAUCCUGCUGAUUUGCUAUCUUGAAGUUGAAGAAAUCUUGUGUCAUUCGACAUUGAUCAUGGAUGCCGGUGAUCAUGAUACAUCCAUAGAUCAUGAUUUUUUUCUCCAAGGACUCACAGGGGACUACGGCCCCUUUGAUACUAGUGCUGCAGGUGAUGAUGGACCCGACGGUGAACCUCCGGUUGGUUCACAUCCAGAUCCAGGUGAUGCAGCAGGAGUGCCAUCGUCAGGCUCUACAAGUGCGCACACAUUAGCAAGCAGCGGGUCUAAAAGAUCAAGAGCCGGUACUUCCGAAGUUUGGCAAGACUUUGAAAGGAUCUACAAAGAGGAAGAUGAGGUAAGUGUCAGGUAUGCUAAGUGUUAUAUUUGUAAAAAUAAAUUAUCUGCAAAGCCCUCGGGUGGAACGGGGCACUUGAAGAGGCACGCCAUAAGUUACAAGCGAAAGAGUGGAGCAGCCAUGAAGCAGACGGUGUUGCAGUACAACCCCGACGGCUCUGUUCAUCAUUGGGAGUACGACUCUGCCAAUGCUCGAAAAGAGCUAUGUCGCUUCAUUGCAAGAGCGGAUCUACCACUCAAUAUCGGUUCUUCAUCAAGAAGUUCAGACUCUUCGUCACGAUCGUCUACGGGCACCGGAAUUCCAACAUCCGGAGGGGAGCUAACUACCUUCAUCGACAGUGACGUUAUCAGCCACGAACAAGAAAACUUCAACAUACUGCAAUGGUGGCAUGAGCACAAGACGAAUUAUCCAGUCCUUUCACUGUUAGCGCGAGAUUUGUUAACGGUUCCUGUAUCUACAGUUUCUUCUGAGGCUGCCUUCAGUCUUACAGGAAGGAUAAUCGAAGAGAGAAGAACAAAUCUGUCAAGUGAGAUGGUUGAAAUACUCACCAUAGUAAAGGAUUGGGAACAAGCUGAAGCACGAAUGCAACACACUGCAGAAAAUACUGAGCUUGAAGAAUCAUUCCAAAAUUUGUAUCUAGAUGCUGAUGAGAACGUGUAAUUUUAAAUUUUCUGAGCUAUGUUAUACUCUUUUUUCCU